Elephantulus edwardii (Cape elephant shrew) is the source of this 1548-nucleotide messenger RNA. Its product is annotated as zinc finger protein 18-like. The coding region runs from base 1 to 1548 and encodes 515 amino acids. The record is from RefSeq and is a predicted model, not a curated record. NCBI's taxonomy places the organism in Eukaryota, Metazoa, Chordata, Mammalia, Macroscelidea, Macroscelididae. The transcript has 9 exons. Gene Ontology annotation, biological process: regulation of transcription by RNA polymerase II. Gene Ontology annotation, molecular function: DNA-binding transcription factor activity, RNA polymerase II-specific; RNA polymerase II cis-regulatory region sequence-specific DNA binding.
AUGCCAUUGGAGCUGGAACAGGCCCUGGUCCAGGUGCCACCACUGGCAAAGGCAGCGGACCCCCUACUCCCUGGAGUAGCUGCUGCCCCUUCAGGGGAAUUUUCCAGCCCUGAAGCUGCCCGGCAGCUUUUCAGACACUUUCAGUACCAAGUGCUGUCCGGGCCCCAUGAGACCCUGAGGCAACUUCAGAAGCUCUGUUUCCAGUGGCUGCAGCCAGAGGUUCACAGCAAAGAGCAGAUCCUGGAGCUCCUCAUGUUGGAGCAGUUCCUGACCAUCCUGCCUGGAGAGAUCCAGAUGUGGGUGCGCGCACAGCGUCCUGCCAGUGGAGAAGAGGCUGUGAUGCUAGUAGAGAGCUUGAAGGGCGACCCACAGAGACUGUGGCAGUGGAUCAGCAGCCAGGUUCUAGGACAGGAAAGCUUACCUGAGAAGGUGGAAUCUGCAAGCUGCCAAGUGAGGGAGGCAGAGGCCUGUCCUGAAGUGGUGCAUCAGGAGCUGGGACUUCAGAAUUCAGCUUCAGGGCCUGAAGAGCAGCUGAGCCACAUCAUCAAAGAGGAAGCUGACACUGAGCCAGAAUUAGUGGUGGCUUCUUCCCAGUUUCUUGGCCAUCUGGAGGAAAGGCUUAUCAGUGACCAGGACUCAGGAUGCUCACUUCUUAAUGCAUCAUCUCAGGAGCGGUGGAGACAACUGGAUUCUACUCAGAAGGAGCACUACUGGAACCUCAUGCUGGAGAACUAUGGGAAAAUGGUCUCAGGAGGUGCGGGCACUGCCAGUCCCAAACCUGACCCAGCUAAUUCAGCAGAGUAUGGAGAAAAGCUGGCAGGACUCUCUCUUCAUGCUGCUGAGAAGAUCCCAGCACCCGCCUGCUGUGGUGAAGACAGAAAGGAGAAUGGCCAAGAUAACUUAAACUUGGAAAUCUUUUGGGACCAGGAGCCUCCAGAUGCCUCUACUCUCAUCUCAAGAGAGUUCAAUCAACAUUUACCUGAUUCUCACCCAAGAGACCUGUCUGAGCUGUUGCUCAAGGAGAAUCAAGAGGCCCCCCGGAAAGACCAGCCCAGUCCUCUGAUGACUCAAAAACUCCUCACCUGCACAGAGUGUGGGAAAACCUUCUAUAGAAAGUCUGACCUUAUAUUUCAUCAGAGAACUCAUAGUGGAAAGACAUAUUUUCAGUGCCCCACCUGUAAGAAAGCCUUUCUGCGAAGUUCAGACUUUGUGAAACAUCAGAGAAUCCACAUAGGAGAGAAGCCUUACAUGUGUGAUCACUGUGGGAAAGGCUUCAGUGACUUUUCUGGGUUGUGCCACCAUGAGAAAAUGCACCGGGUCCACACAGGAGAAAAGCCCUAUAAAUGUCCUCUCUGUGAAAAGAGUUUCCGCAGCAGGUCCGCCUUCAGUAGACACCAGCGAGUUCACACAGGAGAGAAGCCCUAUAUGUGUCCUCUCUGUGAAAAGCGUUUCACUCAGACAACCCACUUUAAUAGACACCAGUGGGUUCACACAGGAGAAAAACCCUAUAAAUGUUCUGUUUGUGAAAAGAGCUUUAUUCAGAGAUGA